CAUCCUCUUCUCACCUUACAUGUUCCAAUUAUAUUUAGUCAAUUUAGGUCCAGACUCCACGACGCCCUUCCCUGCCAACAACCACCACCAUGGUUCAACACCGCUUCAUUAUGAUAUCAUUACCAGUUCAAGGCCACAUCAAUCCCUCCCUCCAAUUAGCCAAGCGCCUCAUCCGCACCACUGGGGCGCGUGUAACCUUUGUCACCAGCGUCUCCGCUCACCGCCGCAUUGGCAACCGCGCAACUACUCCUAGUGGCUUGACCUUUGCUCCCUUCUCUGACGGGUACGACGACGGGGCUAAGCCUGAAGACGAUAGACAGCAUGUCUUUAGUGAGCUAAAGAGUCGCAGCUCGCAAGCGAUUGUGGAUCUUGUCAAAUCUGGUGCGAAUGAGGGCCACCCUUACACUUGCAUAGUGUACACUUUAGUUCUCCCUUGGGUCGCGGAAGUGGCCACUGAGCUUCACCUCCCCAGCGCUCUCCUUUGGAUUCAGCCAGCCACAGUGUUCGACAUAUACUACUAUUACUUCAACGGCUACAAAGAUAUCAUCAGGAACAAUACCGGUGCUGAUAACAAUGACCCCUCCUUUGCAGUAGAAUUACCAGGACUGCCACUAUCGUUGAGGAGCCGCGACCUUCCCUCCUUCUUGCUGGCUUCGAGUCCGUACAUAUACCGUUUCGCUCUCCCAUUGUUCGAAGAUCAGUUGGAAAAGCUUGGGAAACUAAGCAAGGCAAUCAUACUGGUGAACACGUUCGAUGCACUAGAACCCGAGGCCUUAAAAGCAAUCGACAAGUACAGCUUGAUCGGAAUCGGGCCUUUAAUGCCGUCUGCUUUCUUAGACGACAAGGAUUCAUCUGAUAAAUCUUUCGGAUGCGAUCUUUUCCAGAAAUCAAAAGAUUCCACCUACAUGGAAUGGCUGAAUUCGAAGCCGGAACAGUCGGUCGUUUACGUCUCGUUUGGGACCGUUUCCAUGCUGUCCAAGAUUCAAAUGGAGGAAAUUGCAAAAGGGUUGCUGGAUUCUGGACGUCCGUUUCUGUGGGUGAUUAGGGAAAACCAAAAGAACGGAGAAGGUAAGGAAGGAAAAGAAGAAGAGGAGCUGAGUUGUAGAGAGGAACUAGAAGAGCUUGGGGUGAUAGUCCCGUGGUGUAGUCAAGUGGAGGUUCUGUCAAAUCCUUCAUUGGGUUGUUUUGUGACACAUUGUGGCUGGAAUUCAAGCUUGGAGAGUUUAGUUUCUGGGGUACCGGUGGUGGCAUGUCCUCAGUGGACAGAUCAAUGCACUAAUGCAAAAUUGAUAGAGGACACGUGGAAGACAGGGGUGAGGGUAGCACCGAAUGAGGAGGAUGUUGUUGUGGGUGAGGAGUUGAAGAGGUGUCUGGAUUUGGUCAUGGGAAGUCAAGAGUUGAGAAGGAAUGCUAAGAAGUGGAAGAAUUUGGCGAGAGAGGCUGUGAGUGAAGGGGGGUCAUCUGACAAGAAUCUCAAGGCGUUUCUGAAGGAGAUUGAAGAAGUAGAUUAAUUGCAUGGGGAAAUAAAAUGAUUGUCUAAUGCAAUUGAGUGGGUUUCGAUGGGUAGGCGAUGAGGAGUCGAACAAGGCGUGAAAGGCGACGCCCAUGGCAACAAAAGAGAAACGACGUCGUUUUGAAACGAUUGUGGUUUAAACCAAUGAAGAAGGAGUUGAAGAAGUUCCUUUCUGCUUCUGCCAAUGAAAAAGUCGAAAAACUUUUAUCUGGUCAUUAGAGUAUAUCAUUAUAAAUUUAGUUGCCGGGUUGAUUUUCAGGUGAUUGUGUUUAUAGUGCAGGUGAUUGUGUUUAGUUGUUGGGUUGGAUUUCAUUUAGAAUUUGUCAACUGUAUGAUUGUUGGUAAUGUAUGAACUGUUAAUGCCUUAAAUUU
Molecule: messenger RNA, 1885 nt
Organism: Rosa rugosa (rugosa rose)
Lineage: Eukaryota; Viridiplantae; Streptophyta; Magnoliopsida; Rosales; Rosaceae
Product: phloretin 4'-O-glucosyltransferase-like
Exons: 1
Coding region: 90-1511 (473 amino acids)
Molecular function (GO): UDP-glycosyltransferase activity
Source: RefSeq, a predicted model, not a curated record